AUGAGGAACUCAUUAGUCCUCUGCGCCGUUACGGCAUUAGCAGCGCAACUCACUGGCGGUGCUCCUACCCCUACUUCGACACCGUCUAAGCUGUCCGACUAUUUCUGGCAGUUACGCGACCUCGACAGGCCAGCCUCCAAAGCGAACCCAUACAUUGGCGGGCAGAACAGAACAAUUUGCUGCCUCAAGGCGAUAGCAGAGUCUCUACGAAUCGAUGGGGACUUCUUCACAAACACGACGGAUUUUAUCUCGGCAUCCCCAUCUGAGCUCUACCAGAAAGCUCUUGAAAACCAAUUUCCGUGUGAUGCCGUAUACAAUGGCGAUCCCACAGGUGCGCCAGAGGUCAAUGUACCCUACGCCUGGUGGGCCUCUGAAUGUCCAGGCUGGCAGCUCAACGACCACGACAACUUAAACUCAUGGCUUCAGCCCAUGAGCGGCUUCCUUAUCCCCGCCAUACCGUUGAUAUUUAGCAUACCUCGGCGCCGAAAACUCGAGGUGUAUCGGGAGUUCUUCACCGCGGAUCUCUCAGGUAUUAAGAGCUAUUUGGCGGCCCCUCUUGGCGCCCUCGGAGCUGCCCUCAUAGUCACACUGGACACUCUCAUCUGGCUAGCAACCUGUUUUGCAUUCGCAGCCCCGAUGAUACUCAGCGGAUUGUAUGAAGCUGUGCUGGACAACCGAAUGUUAGACUACCUGAAAGAGAAGAUGCAGAAUAAGCGCUUGACGUUGGACAUGAGAGCAAGGUGUCUCAUGGUAAUCUUGAUUGGCAAUCUUGAUCUCGGGCUAGAAGGUGACGAGACACCGGUCAACCAGUUACUUGAACAGGCUGGCACUUCGAACGCAGUCAUUGAAGGUCGGCCUCUUAUUCCUCUAGACGACAGGAUAGAGUUCCACGGUGAAACUGCAGCUGAUACAGCAGACCAUGAGAAGGUUCCUUCACCAGCACAAGUCCCGACCAUAGGAAUAGAAGAGCCAUCACAACCGGAUGAUUACUCACCCCUGACAAGACGUGGCAACGAGCGCCCUCGAAGGACCUCAACAGCUCGUACAUUAUCGCCCAAUACCGAAACUUCACUCGCACGCCCCCCAAGCUCUACUGACGUCCCUGUUUCCCGGAACAGCCAGUCUUCUGGGUUGUCUCGCAGCAGAGGGGCGAGCUUGCACCGGCGGCCGACAGUCCAGCAAGCAGCUAGCCCCUGGCGUCAUAUGGAGAACCUCCUAUACGAGAUCCGUCUAUACGAUGAUGAGGAGGCGGGGGAGUUUCCACGCCAGUGGCCCAAGCACGACUGCAACAACAGAUUGUGCGAGGACCACGCUCACAUUGAACAACCUCGCCGACGAGACCAUAUCUUUGAUAGCUUCGUUGCCAAGACAAAGACGCGGCUCCGCACCAUGCUCCACUGUCAAUCCUCCUUCGGGACCAUCGUCGGCGCACCCGUCAUCUUUUUCCUCGGUGGUUUUAUCUUUGCAUUGCUAAGCAGUCGGGACAUGAUCGGCGACGAAGACAUCGCAGAGGCUCUCGCUUUUGGCCAGUGGUAUAUGAUAAUCCCCCAUAUUUCGAUUAUUUCUGGGCUUUUAUUGGCAGGCAACAAUCCCAACAUACUUGAAGGAGUCUUCGCAACAGAGCGCGGCGAAGAGAAAGACAUUAUCAAUUUCUUCGGUCUUCGUUUUGGACUUGCCUUUCCUAGCUGUUACAAGACCGCAUGGCAGUGGAGGCGGGGCCAUGGCAAGAAAACGUGGAUCUCGAAAGUCAUCGACACUUACGGCGUUCGAAAAGACGUCGACUUCAAGGGAAACAUCGAACCGGAUGACGAUAUGGAGGACUUGCGAGAGAAGACGACCUUGGUUGCCUUUGACUGGAUUUUCAUCCUGGCCAUCACAACACUUUUAAUAUACGUGCCCUACGUACUCGCUUUUCUCACGUCGUACUUCACGCCUCCUAUUGGCCUCGCAUGCCGAUCACUGACAUCCAGUGUCUAUGCUUCUAGUCAAGCUGGGCAGAUACUUCUUUGGUUUUGGGCAAACUGCGGUCCACCGAUGGGCAAGGCGAAGAAUGAAACGCAGCGAGGGACCUGGGAUUUUGCUCGUCAGGGCGGUUGGCUAGAUCGUAAUGGCUUUUUCAACCCAUCUUCUGUGAGCUGGCUGAUUCAGUCCAACCCCGACUGGUCGGUGGAUCGACCCUGGAGGAUCCUCAAGUCACGGCGGUUCUGGUCCGUUAGAAUGCUGUUCUCCUUGAUCUACCAAUUCCUGGUGGUCAUAUUUGGUAUCAGCGCCGUAUUCUCGGUACUUGGCGGAACCUUGAUGCAGUUGAUGGGUGUCUACUCGGCCAACAUGUGCUACGUCCCGUCGAGGUGGUGGUUGGUACCGUUCGAGGACCGGCCUGUCAUUAUGAUAUCGAAGAACACUGCUUUGAUGAUCACUAUGGCUCAACGAUACUGGGAACCAUGCGCCAUUACCGCUAUCGUCUUUCUGGCGGUCGUAAGCUUCAUUGGCUGGUGGUAUCAACGGAGAAUGCGGGAUCUGUUUGGCGAAUUGGUUCGGAGUAUCGAUGCACAAAAGUAUGAUAGGGAAGAUACCAGGAGCGCACGACCACUCAAAGAUCGUCGGCCUGCCGACCUUGGAGGAGUGUCUGUCGGCUGUUGA
Messenger RNA from Neoarthrinium moseri, 2640 nucleotides. RefSeq lists its product as uncharacterized. The record is from RefSeq and is a predicted model, not a curated record. The transcript has 5 exons. Bases 1 to 2640 code for a protein of 879 amino acids. NCBI's taxonomy places the organism in Eukaryota, Fungi, Ascomycota, Sordariomycetes, Amphisphaeriales, Apiosporaceae.